GUAGCUUGAGCCACAAUGGAUGAGAUCCGGCAUCUGUUUGGUACCAUGGGGCGCGUUCGUUCUGACAGCAUGGCCAGCGCUGACACUCAAUCCACGGGCAGCCGCCUGCUGCUGCGCCAGCGCCUUACCCAGCUAAUGACUUGUGUGGAUGACCUGGACCCCGGCGACAAGCUACACGAUCAGGUGGCCCGAACCUUGGACAAUGCCUUUUUAAUCUGCGGGAAGAAGGCUGGUCGCAUCAAGAGAGACCCUUUCAGACUGCACAUGGUCACGUGGAAUGUUGCCUCUGCUGACCCUCCUGAAGAUGUCACCUCCCUGCUUCACCUUAACUCCCCCAAGACACCAGACCUCUAUGUCAUUGGUCUCCAGGAGGUAUACGCUGCUCCUCACAGGUUCGUCUCAGACUUGGCAUUUGACGACUCCUGGAGCCACCUGUUCAUGUCUACCUUAGGAGGACGAGGCUAUAUGAAGGUGUCGUCCAUUAGAAUGCAGGGCCUCUUAUUGCUGUUCUUUUCUAAGCUGAUUCACAUUCCCUUCAUAAGAGACAUCCAGGCUACAUACACACGCACUGGAAUCUUUGGCUACUGGGGGAACAAAGGGGGCGUUUCCAUCCGCCUGUCCUUUUAUGGUCACAUGAUCUGCUUCCUGAACUGCCACUUGGCCGCUCAUAUGCAGUAUGCCACGGAACGCGUUGACGAGUUUGAGUACAUUCUGGACAGACAGACUUUCCACGCCAAGAAGACGCCUUGCAUCCUCGAUCACAAGUUGGUUUUCUGGUUGGGGGAUCUCAACUUCCGUAUCCAGGAUCACGGCAUGCACUUCUUACGCUCCUGCAUAAACAGUCAAAGUUUUAACCUGUUGUGGAGCAAAGACCAGCUGACCAUGAUGAAGAAGAAGGAGCCACUGCUCCAGGAGUUUGAGGAAGGACCUCUAGAUUUCCAGCCCACAUUCAAGUUUGACAGGCUCUCUGACAAUUAUGACAGCAGGCCCUACAGGACAUGGUUUGCUCUUGACGGGAAGAAACGUAAGCCUGCCUGGACAGACAGAAUCCUGUGGCGCAUGAAGCCCAAAGCCCUGCCCAGCGACCGGGAAGACGAGGAGGAGGACUCAGGAUUGGACGAGAAGCUGGCCGUUUCAGUGAAAGCAGAGGAAGAGGAGGAGUUUCCUCUGAAAGUCAAGCUAGACUCGUACGUCAGCAACAUGGAGUACCGCAUCAGCGACCACAAACCUGUCAUAGGCCUUUUUACCAUGGAGUUGAAGAAAAUGUAUGAGACUCCCCUGGUGCGUGUGUAUGCUGAGGGGGAUUGGAGCGCUGACAUGGACGCCAUGGCAGUUUACAGCCCCCAGCAGCCCUUCCCCUCUAGCACCUGGGACUGGAUUGGCCUGUACGAGGUGGGAUUCACAUGCCUGUCAGAUUACCUUACCUACACCUGGGUGAAAGAUGACCAGGUCUCCUUUAAUGAUGAGGUCAUACAGGUGUAUGUGAGUAAGGAAGAGAUCCCGGUGAGGGGAGGAGAGUGUGUCCUCUGCUACUACAGCAGCACUCUGCAGUGCAUCAUUGGCAUCAGCCCCCCCUUUAAGGUGAACGAGUCUAAAGUAACUGUCGAGAUGGGCAUGGCUCCAGACAACAUCAACUGGCUAGACAAGCUAACAGACAGUUAAUUUAAAGCACUGUUGGGUUGAUGAAGUGCUCAUCUAUUACCAUACGGAAUGAGAUGGAAGGCACGUUUUGAGUGAGAAUGUGUGAUGAUGAUUCAAAUGCAGAGCUUGCAGGACCAGAAAUGGCCUUAAAGGCAGUCAGUACUGUUACAUUUCCGCUUCUACCUUCUCUCCACUAUUUAUUCUUUUUGCUUCUCUUUCCUUUUUUUGUAACAGUAUGGGAUUUUGCUCUCAGUCAUCUUGUCUUCUUUUCUCUCUCCUCACUUUUCUUCUGGACCGUUCGCUCUAUUGCUGCUGAGACAUCACUAAAUAACCUGGUUCAGAUCCUUUCUAAUAAUCCUUUUCUAAUAUAUCAGCACUCUGUUGAGCUCGCACAACCAAAACCUUAAAAUAGUCCCCACAUACCUGCACUCCAGGCAGAUUUAAGUGAAUCUGCACUGAGUACAGAUUUCAGAUAUUGUCAAUUACUGGUCUGAUUUCUAGCUACAUGGUCAGUGCCCCUUCCUUUUUAUAGAACCAUGACUAUAGUUAUACAAUAUUUAUCUUCUUCUCCAAUGACACCGAUGAUACAAGACUGUUUACCAUAGUUUUUUUCUGGUCAGUUUUAAAUUUAUUCUCAAGUAAAUGUUCUCUAUUUAUAAUUUUUUUUUUAAAAGAGUUCAGUGCACAGAUUUAAAGUAAUUGUCCAAUUGGAUUCCGAGACCUUGCAGACCGACUUGGAAAAUCAAUCUUUUUUUAAUCAUGUCAUAAUGUUAGUAAUGCAACGUAAAAAUAUUUUAGUACCAGGUCAUCUGUUUCCUGGGGUUAGUCUGCUGCCAGUUAUCUUCUAAUUAAUGCUUCCAUUCCAUUUUGGCCAUUUGGUUGUUUGGUUUGCAUAUAACAGUAGAAAAAUAUAUAUAUGAGAGAGAGAGAGAUAAAUAUAUUGCACAAAUUGUUAAUGUUUGUAUUCACCAUGUCCUAUAUAUUGAAAAGUUAUUGAUAUGACUGUUUUCCAUGUACUGUAGGCCUAUAAGACUGGAUGUUGAGUAAACAGAGGAUAAGAAGAUUCAGCAAGUGCCUUAAAGAAAUAUACAUUGAUGCUCAAUGUCUUGGUGUAGAGCUUACUUGCAUUUGAUUAUGUAUUUUUGGAUUGAAUAUAUACAGGAUGUAGGUAGGUUUGCUUGUUCUGCACAUUCAAGUAGAUAUGCAUACAAUGAUGAAGGCACUUCACUUUGAUCUGUUUCAGUUUAAUCAGAUCUGUAUUUUCUUUAGGCUUGCAGGAAAUGUUUCUAGCUAUAUUUUACUGUAAAGAUUACUGCUACUUGUUGUCACUUUAUCUGUAUUCUAUUUUUUAAUACGUUAUAGGAGUGGUCUAUUGUCUAAGUAAUGU
Molecule: messenger RNA, 3028 nt
Organism: Hypomesus transpacificus
Lineage: Eukaryota; Metazoa; Chordata; Actinopteri; Osmeriformes; Osmeridae
Gene: inpp5ka
Product: inositol polyphosphate-5-phosphatase Ka
Exons: 13
Coding region: 16-1662 (548 amino acids)
Biological process (GO): negative regulation of phosphatidylinositol 3-kinase/protein kinase B signal transduction; negative regulation of peptidyl-serine phosphorylation; negative regulation of glycogen biosynthetic process
Cellular component (GO): ruffle; cytoplasm; endoplasmic reticulum
Molecular function (GO): phosphatidylinositol-4,5-bisphosphate 5-phosphatase activity; phosphatidylinositol-3,4,5-trisphosphate 5-phosphatase activity; inositol bisphosphate phosphatase activity
Source: RefSeq, a predicted model, not a curated record